This is a messenger RNA of Nycticebus coucang (slow loris), 9750 nucleotides long. It is a transcript of the gene APC2, whose product is annotated as APC regulator of WNT signaling pathway 2. Gene Ontology annotation, molecular function: gamma-catenin binding; microtubule binding; beta-catenin binding. The coding region runs from base 44 to 6991 and encodes 2315 amino acids. The transcript is spliced from 15 exons. Lineage: Eukaryota; Metazoa; Chordata; Mammalia; Primates; Lorisidae. Gene Ontology annotation, biological process: negative regulation of canonical Wnt signaling pathway; cell migration; positive regulation of protein catabolic process. Gene Ontology annotation, cellular component: cytoplasmic microtubule; beta-catenin destruction complex; catenin complex. The record is from RefSeq and is a predicted model, not a curated record.
GCCCAGGGGCGGGGCGCCGGCCGAUCCUGGCGGCCACGGCUCCAUGGGGCUCUUGGGGCUGCUCAGCCUGCUGCACUCGACCUUCUUCGGGGACCAGUCACUACAGGAACUGAAGAUGACGAGUUCUGUGGCAUCUUACGAGCAGCUUGUGCGGCAGGUGGAGGCCUUGAAGGCCGAGAACAGUCACCUGAGGCAGGAGCUACGGGACAACUCCAGCCACCUGUUCAAGUUGGAAACAGAGACAUCUGGCAUGAAGGAGGUUCUGAAGCACCUACAGGGUAAGCUGGAGCAAGAGGCACGAGUGCUGGUGUCCUCUGGGCAGACAGAGGUCCUGGAACAGCUGAAAGCCCUGCAGAUGGACAUCACCAGCCUGUACAAUCUCAAGUUCCAGCCGCCUGCUCUGGACCCAGAGCCUGUCACCCGGACCCCCGAGGGAAGCCCAGUACAUGCCUCUGGACCCUCUAAAGACAGUUUUGGGGAGCUGAGCCAGGCUACCAUCCGGCUGCUGGAGGAACUAGACCGGGAACGGUGUUUCCUAUUGAAUGAAAUUGAGAAAGAGGAGAAGGAAAAGCUCUGGUAUUACUCACAGCUUCAGGGUCUGUCCAAGCGCCUGGAUGAGCUGCCGCACGUGGAGACGCAGUUCUCGAUGCAAAUGGACCUGAUCCGACAGCAGCUGGAGUUUGAGGCCCAGCACAUCCGUUCGCUGAUGGAGGAGCGUUUCGGCACCUCAGACGAGAUGGUGCAACGGGCACAGAUCCGCGCUUCGCGCCUGGAGCAAAUAGACAAGGAGCUGCUGGAGGCGCAGGACCGGGUGCAGCAGACGGAGCCUGAGGCUCUAUUGGCAGUGAAGUCAGUGCCAGUGGAUGAGGAUCCUGAGACAGAGGUCCCUGAGGACAGCACCCCUCAGCUGGGCAACAGCAAGGUAGAAGUGGUCUUCUGGCUGCUGUCCAUGCUGGCAACGCGUGACCAGGAGGACACAGCACGCACUUUGCUCGCCAUGUCCAGCUCGCCUGAGAGCUGCGUGGCCAUGCGCCGCUCUGGCUGCCUGCCCCUACUGCUGCAGAUCCUGCAUGGUGCGGAGACCAUGGCUGGGGGUCGCACUGAAACCCCUGGUGCUCCAGGCGCUAAGGAUGCGCGCAUGCGUGCCAAUGCAGCACUGCACAACAUUGUCUUCUCACAGCCAGACCAGGGCCUGGCACGCAAAGAAAUGCGUGUCCUGCAUGUGCUGGAGCAGAUCCGUGCUUACUGUGAGACCUGCUGGGACUGGCUGCAGGCCCGUGACAGUGAGCCCGAGGGUGGCAGCAAUGGUGGUGCCCCCAUCCCCAUCGAGCCACAGAUCUGCCAGGCCACCUGUGCAGUGAUGAAGCUGUCCUUUGAUGAGGAAUACCGCCGUGCCAUGAAUGAACUAGGUGGGCUGCAGGCUGUGGCGGAGCUACUGCAGGUGGACUAUGAGAUGCAUAAGAUGACUCGGGAUCCGCUGAACCUAGCCCUGCGCCGCUAUGCAGGCAUGACCCUCACCAACCUCACUUUUGGGGAUGUUGCCAACAAGGCCAUGCUGUGUGCACGCCGUGGCUGCAUGGAGGCCAUUGUGGCCCAGCUGUCCUCUGAAAGUGAAGAGCUCCACCAGGUGGUAUCCAGCAUCCUGCGCAACCUGUCCUGGAGGGCUGACAUCAACAGCAAAAAAGUGCUGCGAGAAGUUGGCAGCAUGACGGCCCUGGUGCACUGCGUCCUGCGGGCCACCAAGGAGUCCACCUUGAAGAGUGUACUCAGUGCCCUGUGGAACCUGUCGGCCCACAGCACAGAGAACAAGGCAGCCAUCUGCCAGGUGGAUGGUGCCCUUGGCUUCCUGGUGAGCACACUGACCUACAAGUGCCAAAGCAACUCCCUGGCCAUCAUAGAGAGUGGUGGCGGCAUCCUGCGCAAUGUGUCCAGCCUCAUUGCCACUCGUGAGGACUACAGGCAGGUGCUGCGGGACCACAACUGCCUGCAGACGCUGCUGCAGCACCUGACCUCGCACAGCCUGACUAUCGUGAGCAAUGCCUGCGGCACACUCUGGAAUCUGUCAGCCCGCAGUGCACGUGACCAGGAGCUGCUCUGGGACCUGGGCGCAGUGGGCAUGCUGCGCAACCUGGUGCACUCCAAGCACAAGAUGAUUGCCAUGGGUAGCGCUGCUGCCCUGCGCAACCUGCUGGCUCACAGGCCUGCCAAAUACCAGGCAGCAGCUACUGCUGUGUCCCCAGGCAGCUGUGCACCCAGCCUGUAUGUACGGAAGCAGCGGGCACUUGAGGCUGAGCUGGAUGCCCGACACUUGGCCCAGGCGCUGGACCACUUGGAGAAGCAGGGCCUGCCCAUGGCUGAGCCCAAGGCCACCUCCAAAAAGCCACUGCCGCCCCUGCGGCACCUGGAUGGCCUGGCCCAGGAUUAUGCCUCAGACUCUGGCUGUUUUGACGAUGAUGAUGCACCAUCCCUGGCUGCAGCUGCUGCCACUGCAGAACCAGCCAGUCCUGCGGUGCUGUCCCUCUUCCUGGGGAGUCCUUUCCUGCAGGGGCAGGCACUGGCCCGUACCCCACCUGCCCACCGUAGUGACUUAGAGGCUGAGAAGGAGGCGGGUGGGGAGGUGGCUGUGGCAGUCCAGGCCAAGGCCAAGCUGGCGCUAGCUGUGGCACGCAUUGACCGGUUGGUGGAGGACAUAUCUGCCCUGCAUACCUCAUCUGAUGACAGCUUCAGCCUCAGCUCUGGGGACCCUGGGCAGGAGGUGCCAAGAGAGGGCCGUGCACAGUCCUGCUCACCCUGCCGGGGCCCUGAAAGUGGGCGGCCAGGGGCAGGCAGCCGGGCACACCCGCUACUACGGCUCAAAGCAGCCCAUGCCAGUCUCUCCAAUGACAGCCUCAACAGUGGCAGCACCAGUGAUGGAUACUGCCCACGUGAGCACAUGCGUCCCUGCCCACUGGCUGCGCUGGCUGAGCACCACAAUGACCCACGAUGUGGGCAGGUUCGGCCUAGCCGGUUGGACCUUGAUUCCACAGGUGGCCAGUCUGAGUCCCCAGCCCAGGAGUCUGCACCCACUGAUGUCCACGUGCAUACCAUCAAGCUCUCACCAACAUACCAGCAUGUGCCACUGCUCGAGGGUGCACCCAGGGGCAGUGCAGGGCACCUUGCCAGUCAUGGUGCCUCCCCUGGGACCCGCAAGCAGGCCUGGCUGCCAGCAGAGACCCCAAACAAGGUGUUGGAGAAGCCAGCAGCUGUCCCGAUGCCUGUGGCCAGCAAGGUGCUGCAGAAGCUGAUGGUGCAGGAGGGUCCCCUCUCACUCUCCCGCUGCAGCUCCCUAUCCUCCCUGUCCUCUGCAGGGCACCCAGGCCCCAGUGAGGGUGGGGACCUGGAUGAUAGUGACUCUUCCCUAGAGGGGCUGGAGGAGUCUUGUCCCCAAGAGCCAGAGCUGGAUGGGGCAUGGCGGGUGUCUGGAGCGGCCUCUCUGCCCGUGGCCAUUCCUGCACCCCGGAGGGGCCGAAGCCAGGGCCUGGGGAUAGAGGACACCACACCAUCCAGCUCCUCCGAGAACUAUGUGCAGGAGACACCACUCGUGCUGAGCCGCUGCAGCUCAGUGAGCUCGCUAAGCAGCUUUGAGAGCCCAUCCAUCGCCAGCUCCAUCCCCAGUGACCCCUGCAGUGGGCUGGGCAGUGGCACCGUUAGCCCUAGUGAGCUGCCGGACAGCCCGGGGCAAACCAUGCCACCAAGCCGGAGCAAGACACCGCCGCUUGCACCUGUGCCACCAGGCCAGCAUGAAGCCAGCCAGUUUAGCCUGCAGUGGGAGAGCUAUGUGAAGCGCUUCCUGGACAUCGCUGACUGCCGGGAGCGCUGCCGGCUGCCUUCUGAGCUGGAUGCUGGCAGUGUCCGCUUCACCGUAGAGAAACCAGAUGAGAACUUCUCAUGUGCCUCCAGCCUUAGUGCACUGGCCCUGCAUGAGCACUAUGUGCAGCAGGACGUGGAGCUGCGGCUGCUGCCCCCUGCCUGCCCCGAGCGGAGUGGACGCUCAGGGGGCGCCAGCGUCCACUUUGUGGGGCACCGUCGGAAGGACGAGGGGCUGGUACCCACAGGCUCUCGUGCUGCUCGUUCCACUGCCGACCAAGACCUGGAGUUGCUGCACGAGUGUCUGGGGGCCGCUGUGCCUGCCCGCCUCCGCAAGGUGGCCUCAGCACUGGUGUCUGGCCACCGGGCACUGCCUGUGCCGGUAUACAUGCUAGUGCCCACCCCAGCACAGGAGGAUGACUCCACAGACUCAGCUGAGGGCACACCAGUCAACUUCUCCAGUGCCGCUUCGCUCAGUGAUGAGACACUGCAGGGACCCCCCCGGGACCAGCCCCAGGGGCUGGCAGACAGGCAGAGACCCACAGGCCACCCAACCAGACAGAAUGCUGGGCACCGCCACAAGGCAGGGGGCACAAGCCGGAACAUGGAGCAGGCCCGAGGGUCUGGCAGGACCCGGAAAGGGCUGGAGCUACCCCUAGGGCAGCCUUCGAGCACCCACUCAGACAAGGACAAUUUACACCCCAUCUGUGGGGAUGCAGGGCUGCAGUCACUAUGCCUCACAACGCCCACUGAGGAGGCUGUAUAUUGCUUCUAUGGCAACGACUCUGAUGAGGAGCCAGCCACCACCACACCAACCUUCCGGCAGGCAUCUGCCAUCCCCCGAGCUCUAACUCGGGAGCAUCCAGCAGGCAGGAAGGAGGCCCUAGCCAAGGCUGCCUUGCCUGCCCCAAUGCCAGCUCAGGCCCAGCUCAGUCUCAUUGCUGACGAGACACCCCCCUGCUACUCCCUCAGCUCCUCUGCCAGCUCCCUCAGUGAGCCCGAGCCCCCCAAACAGCCAGCUGGGCGUCCACGGAGCCAGGAGCCUACAGUCACCAAGGACCGGGGCCUGGGAGGUGGGCACAACAGCUCCCCCAAUCCUCAGGCUGAGGAAGAGCUGCUGCGCAGAUGCAUUGGCUCAGCUAUGCCCAGGCGCCGGCCCCCUGCACCUGUACUGCGGCGUCGGAAGCUCCGAGCUGCCAGGCCAGAUGAGCAGCCAGUAGAGUCCCCCCGGGAGUGCAGUGAGGAGGCGGCAGGUUCAGACAGGGCAUCCGACCUGGACAGCGUCGAGUGGCGUGCUAUCCAGGAAGGUGCCAACUCCAUCGUCACAUGGCUACAUCAGGCAGCGGCUGUCACUCGAGAGGCCUCCUCCGAGUCUGACUCCAUUCUGUCCUUCCCAUCGGGGGUGUCGGUGGGCUCUACCCUACAGCCUCCCAAGCACAGGAAAGGCCGACAGCUGAGGGAGAUGGGUAGUGCCCGGCUGCCAGAGAAACGAGUUAUGGCCUCGGCAGAAAGCAAGAACAGCCCUUACUCCCGUGGAGAGCCUGAGAAGCUGCGAAGUGCUCAGAAGACGGAGUCUCGGAUGCCAGCUGUGCUCCGAGGGCACACGGUUAUCUAUGUGCCCAGCCAAGCCACCCGGACCCAGCCCAAAGGUGCCCCUAGCCCCCGUGCCACACCGCGAAAGAUGGGACUUCCUGGUCCUGCACGGCCAGUGGCUCCAGUCAAAGCCCCCAGCCCCGGUCAGCAGCGUUCUCGGAGCCUGCACCGGCUGAGUAAGACCUCAGAGCUGGCGGCACUAAGUCAACCCCCUAGGAGCGCCACACCCCCUGCUCGUCUGAACAAGACCCCCUCCUCGAGCUCCUCCCAGACCUCGCCAGCCUCCCAGCCCCUGCCUAGGAAGUGCCUCCCGGCCCCACAGGCUGGGAGGCCCCUACCCGGCCCCAGGGCCUCCCCUGUGCCCAGGACGCCGGCGCGGGCUCUGCUGGCCAAGCAGCACAAGACCCAGAAGUCACCCGUGCGGAUCCCGUUUAUGCAGAAGCCGGCCAAACGGGGGCCGCCGCCGCUGGCCCGGGCGGCCCCAGAGCCGGGCCCCAGGGGCCGUUUGGGAGCUGAGGGGUCCCCGGGGACGCGCAAGGGCCGCCUAGGCCUGGUGCGCAUGGCCUCUGCCCGCUCCAGUGGCAGCGAGACCUCCGACCGUUCCGGCUUCCGGCGACAGCUUACCUUCAUCAAGGAGUCUCCGGGCCUGCUGCGGCGCCACCGCUCAGAACUGUCCUCAGCCGAGUCCACGGCCUCUGCCCCGCAAGGCGCCUCUCCCCGCCGAGGCCGGCCUGCGAUGCCCGCUGUCUUCCUCUGCUCCUCUCGCUGCGACGAGCUUCGGACCCCCCCGCGGCAGACCCUGUCCCCACAGCGGCCCCCAGCCGCGCGGCCCGGCCCCGGCGAGCGCGCAGCCCGGCGCCCCAGCUCUGAGAGUCCGUCCCGCCUGCCGGUGCCCACGUCGGCCACGAGGCCCGAGGCAGUGAAGCGCUACGCGUCACUGCCGCAUAUCAGCGUGGCGCGCGGUCCUGAUGGUGCCACCUCCGCGUCUCCUGGACCACCCGACGCCGCGCGCCGCAGCAGCGACGGGGAGGCCCGGCCCCUGCCCAGGGUGGCCGCGCGGGGUACCACUUGGCGCCGCAUCCGGGAUGAGGACGUGCCCCACAUCCUGCGCAGCACGCUGCCCGCCACGGCGCUGCCCCUCAGGGGCGCCAUGCCAGAGGAGGGCCCAGCCGGCUCCCAGCCGCGCAAAACCAGUGACGCGGUAGUCCAAACCGAGGAGGUGGCCACCCCUAAGAUCAACUCCAGCACGUCUCCGAGCCUGGAGAGCAGGGAGCCCCCGGGAGCCCCGGCCAGCAGUCAGGUCGCCUUCCGUGGCAGUGAUGUGGAUGGGCCCGGCCCCUCCAAGGCACCCAGCGCCACCCCCUUCGUCGUCCAUGAGGGCCUGGGGGUCGCUGUAGGGGUCUUCCCUGCCAGCCGGCACGGCUCUCCCAGCCGUUCGGCCCGCGUACCCCCCUUCAACUAUGUGCCCAGUCCCAUGGUGGCAGCUGCAGCCACUACCGACUCUGGGGCGGAGAAAGCCCCCGCCACCACCUCUGCCAGCUUCCUGGAAUAGCGGUCUCGCUGGCCUUCUGGAACCUUCUCUCCUGGCCCAGCAGUCCAGUGCGGCCGCCGGGGAGCCUGCUCUAUAGAUGCUCCCAGUAGGUUGCCCCAGGGCCUCUGUCCACUGAGUCCCAUCGCAGAGCCCCAGUAUCAUUUCGCCUCAUGGGAAGACCUCGCUGCUGUGCUGUGGGUGCUGCUGCUGGGCUCGAUCCCUUCCAUGGAACACAGGGGAGGGCACCCUGGCUGGCAUGUGGAGACCCCGGAGGCUCUGCUGUCACCAGCUCCAGCCUUCAAGCAAAAGCCUUCCCUCUCAAGAGCCACUGCCUGGCCUGGGCAAGGGUCAGCUCUAAGGGACGAUGGAGCCAUGGAGGGCCUGCCAGCGAUUAAGCUCUGAGAAGGCUGUAAUUACUGCAGCAGCGGGUAAUUUGUUAAUGAUGGCUUUUGGGGGCUUGUUUUCAUUCUGAGCCCCAGCUAGGGGAGAGUCGGGUGGGGUGUGUGGCUGAGCCCAACAGAAAUACACCCCCACCCAGAUGGUGAUGCCCAGGAAUCCUGGAGCCUACAUCCCAAGAAGAUGCCAAGAAGGGUGAGAGCCACUGGCUCAUCCUGCCCCCUGCAGCCCUCAGAGACUGGGGGCAGGUGGUGUGUGGAGGAUGGGAGAGAACCUGGUGCAGAUGCUGGGGGCCCGGCUCACAUGGGGCCUGCCCUGUGUUCUGGCUACAGGCCAGUGUCCUUGGACUACACCUGGAGAAGAUGCUGGCUGCCAGAUGGGUUGACCCCAGAGGUCACUAGAGUCAGGAUCAACCCAGCCCAGCUGUACUGGGUGAGGCAAAGGGAAAGAGACCUAGGAGAAUCCCAGUAUAGAGCCCCAGGGAGCUGGAACAUUGGGCCUUUAAUGGCCUCUACCCCUCCCCCCACAACUGCACUUUAUAAAGGUGGUUGGUGGGGAAUGCUGAUGGCUGUGCUGCUGGUGGUCUUAUUUUUUCAAGUCCUUUCUCAUUAUGACUUAAGACUGCUGGGACCUAAGAAUUCCAGGGACAGCACUGCUGGGAGCAGAACAGGAGGGUUGAGCCUCCUCCGCAGAGCUGGGGAAGCCUGAACUCAAUGCAAGGCUUUGAAAGGAAAUGGAAGCCCAGGGCCUGGUUGGCAGGACAUAUUGAGGCCAGGGCUGCUGAAGAUGCCAUGAACAAGGUACUAGAAAGUGUUUGGUGCCAGAUGAGGAGGAAGCAGAUAUUAAGUCUGGAGACUGCCCGAUACACUCACCCUCUCUUCCCAGCCACAGCAACUAGCACCCUCUCCAUGGCUCCACAGUGGCCUCUGAUCUGGGACCCCAGUGCAUGUGGUCAGUUCCAGCUCUGAGCAUGUCUUUCUGCAGAAAGAGCCAACUACCUCUUUCCUGCAGGAGCCCAGCUAUAGGAAGUGCUGCUCUUUGCACAGAUCUGCCUGCCACCACACUCUGUAGAGAGCUGCUCCCAAGGGGCAGACGCUGUUCCAUAUGCUGAUUCCCAGUCCCUUCUCUGGGAGGAGGGAAGUGGGGCUUGGGAGGCAGAUACAAGAUAGGGCACACCACCUACCCUCCUGUCCCGCUCAGCCUCUCUGACAGGACUUGUCUUCAACUUUGGCGUCCUUGUGAACGAUGCCUACUUCAGAGAUAACAUGCUGCUGCUACUAUAAACAUCAACUGUGUUAUUAUAAGUCUCCAAAAUGUUGUGUCCUGUAGGACUGAUGCUCGGGGCUCUGCCUGGACUUCAUCAUCCUUAAAUCACCAACAAGGGGCCAGAGGCACCACAUGCUUACUGGUAGGACCUUGCUGGCAGGCAGGGCUCUGUCCUGCCAGUGACUGAACAGGGAGACCUCCCCCUACCAGGAGCCUCUUCAGGACCCAGCAGAGGGUGGCCCCUCUGGAACUCCCUUCCCCCACCUACAGCCCAAGGGAACAGACUGGUGGUCUCUCCUGAGCCUUCAGACUCAACCAUGGGCCAGCUAGGCAGUAGGGAAACAGCAGGCAGUCCCAUGCCACCCAGCUGCAGAGGUGCAGCCCCAUCUCACAAGAGUCCCUGGGUGCUCUCACUGCCCUGUCUCCAUCUUCCCAUGUAGGUCAUGGGGUGAACUCUCAGAGCUACCUCAGGCUAGCAGGGCAGCUGCUGAGGGAGACCAUGCCUUGCACUGCUCCCAGAACCUGGGUCUGGUGGGACACUGCCCAUGCCACUUCCCCUUGCUGAAUGCUGGGUCAGCAGCAGUGAUCUUGGGACUCCCACCAACCAUUCUCCUGACAUAUCCCAAGUCUGCGGUCACUUCUGCUUUCUUCACCACCUGCAGCAGGGGGCAUGGCCAUUCCCUGCCAUCUUUGGACAAUCAACUGGAAGCUGGAGCUAAAAGCCAAGAGUCUUAUGACCCUGCUCAGUCACUGGCCUCUCUGCACCUGGACCAGCCCCAGGGGAACUGAGGGUCUGAUGUCCUGAGUGAUGGACAAUGACAACCACCUGACCCCACCACAUCUGGGUGCUGAACUCGGGGUGUGACCCCCCCCCCACUCACGCACUCUUCCUGAACAGCCGACAGCAUUACCUCAUCCUACUCGGCACGACUCAAACCUGGUCUGUCUCUGGUUCACCCUGUUGCCACCCUGUCUUUGUACUAGGUCUCUGCAGUGUUAAAGGGACAUGUAAAUAGCUAAUUUACCCACUAAAUGUAAAGCCAUCUGUCGGCGGAAGACAAUAUGCAGUCAGCUCUCGGACUCCUGCGCACCUUUAAUAAACUGAGCUGUUCAAUCAC